AAAAAAAUCAAAAAUCUCUUAUCUAUCUAUCUUGAGAAAAUUCCCUUGUUAGCUUGGAUUUGCCCAUUGGGAUUCUUUGAUUUGUUCUCUCAGAACAUUGAGUAGAAACUUGUGUGUGAUCACCUAAAUCUGAGGUUUUUAUCUACUAAUUUUUGUGUUGAGAUUUUUCAGGUUUAUGAUGUUUGGUCUCCAAAGGAAAAGUAACAAGGAGAAGCACCCACGACUUUUUGUCUCUCAAACCUCCUUUAAAUAUGCUUUGAAUACUUUUGAUGAGAUUGUUGAUGUGCAGCAAAAACCAAUUUGGUGGAGCAAAGAGCAUGUCAAUACCUCCAAAGAUGUGGCUGAUCCAAAAAGGCAACAUUUUCAGUUUGAUGUCCAACAAUUUUGUGAUAACUUUGUGAAGGGUGUGGACAAAGCCCUCAAGGACGUCAGCAAGAGCCAAAAGAAGAGCACAUCCACACGUGCCCAAGUAGCUGAGCCAUCCUUUUCCAUCAGUAAGAAAACCCAAGGUGAAUCUGAAAACUGUUUUGAAGAAUUUAAAGAUUUUUCAGAUUCUUCACCUAUAUUUGAUGAAACUGAUGAAGAACCAAUUGAAAGUUUGAUGUCUUGUGAAGAAAGUUGUGACCUUCCUUAUCUUGAAUCUGAGUUUAUAAAUGAUAAUGAACAGGCUAAUGUAGAACUAACUAUUUUGCAACCGGAGCAUCCGAGUAGCCUUGUUUUGUCUCAACAGGUUUUUGAGGAAGAGCCACUGGAUAUUCCACAUCAGUGCCCAUGUCUUGACAUUUGGACAUCUUUGGAUGAAGUCCCAGAACCUAUCUUUGAUGAGGAGGACGAACCUGAUCCAGUCUUUGAUGAAGAAGCAACAAGCAUCAUAUCCACCUUUAUGGAGAGCCAUCUUUGCUUUGAUUCCGGCACAACUACUGCUCCUUCAUCUCCUGCCCCUUUGCUUCAUGAUCUUCAAGAGCACUGUGAGGAACCUUCUUCUCUUAAUUCUCUGCCUGACAUGGUUGUGAAAGUCAGUACUGAUGAUGUAACUCGUUUUAGUCUUGACAAGAUGAAAGAUUUUUGUGUUUCAAAAUCUGUUUUUGAUAACAUGAUUAAUUCUUUAAAAAUCUUUGAACCUGAUAAAUGUCUUGAUCAAUCACGUUUUCAAAAUGUCAAUGGCAUUACUUCUGGAAUUAUUUUGAGCUCUGAUCAGUUCUUGGAACAUAACAAAGGUUUUCAUCUUCUUGGAAGGCCAUUUGAUCUUGAUUUGCAACAAACUGAUUUUUGUGCUGAAAAAUCUCUUGAUUCGUUAGUUUGCAAAGGAAAUAGCUUUGAUCUGAGUUCUUCUAGACAUGUACUGAUCACUGAUGAAUUGUUUGCAUCCUCUUAUGCCUUGGACGAAAUUUUGAUUCAGAAGUUGUUGGAACAGAAAUCACUUGAAACUGAAAAUGAUUUUCGUGAUCUUGAAUUUUGUGGUUCUGUUUUGCAGCCUGAUCUCUUGAGUUUUGAAACUGAUAAUACUUGGCAUUUUCUGAGAUCAUUUCGUGAUAAUGGUGUUGUCUUGAGUUCUGAUGAUAUUUUGGUUUACAACACAUUCUUUGAGAAAUGCCUUGAACUUUUGAUAAAUGAUUCUCAAACUGAACUUCAGCUUGUGUGUUCAGAUGUUGGGAAGGAUAUGCCCAUUUUGAAAAUGAAUACUGUUGUUGCAUAUCUUGAUAAAAUUAUUGUCUGUAAUAUUUACUUUGAUGAGCACCUUGAAAGGCUGAAAAAUGUGCAAUUUGUUCUUGGAAAAGAUAUCUUGAUUUGUGAUUUGAACAAAUAUUUAUCUUGCACAUUUGAUCCUGGUCUUUUAGUGUUUGUUUUGAGUAUCCAGGAAAGACAGGUUCAGCCUCUGAAUGAAAGAAUUGGCCGUGCCCAACAACCUCAGAUUUGGAGAAGCUUUGUUGUUCAAACCGGCUACCUUGGUGCCAGCGACAGAGGUUCAGUCCAAGAAGGAUAUCUCAACAGUCCGAAGGAUAAGCAUGAUCAGUUUCUAAGGAGAGCAAGCACCAAUGGACCCCAAAGUACUUGGAAUUCCUUGAUAAAAAUGACUUCAAAACUCCAAGGAAGUUUCUGUCCAUUAUAUUCAUUUACUUAAUUUCCCUUGAAUUUUAAUUCCUUUGUAUCUGAUUUAUCUCUUUUUGAUAUAGGUACAUUGGAUUUGAGGACAAAUCCUUUUGAAGAAAGAGGGAAUGAUAGACCGCGGUCCACGGAUCAGUACAUGGAGCCGAACCAGCAUGAAGUUCAGGAUGUUCUGAAGUUUUCAACCGAGGUUCAUGAUUUUCACCAUACUGGCCAGACUGACCGGACUGUCCCAAAUGCAUCCGGAUGUAAGCUUUGGCUGGAACCAUGGCCAGAUGAUCGAUUUCACUGUACUGGACUUUGUCUUCAUCGUCCUGUUUUCCAUUUGAUGAAGAACAGUCGAGACGGAAUCGCAUUCGGACGCACGGAUCCUGAGUUAGGUCAUUGCUAUACAUUUCUGGACAGUACCACAUGUACCGCCCGGAUGUCCAGUUUGAGGUUUCAUCAAUA
Brassica rapa (field mustard) is the source of this 2556-nucleotide messenger RNA. RefSeq lists its product as uncharacterized. The record is from RefSeq and is a predicted model, not a curated record. NCBI's taxonomy places the organism in Eukaryota, Viridiplantae, Streptophyta, Magnoliopsida, Brassicales, Brassicaceae.